Messenger RNA from Camellia sinensis, 981 nucleotides. Lineage: Eukaryota; Viridiplantae; Streptophyta; Magnoliopsida; Ericales; Theaceae. The record is from RefSeq and is a predicted model, not a curated record.
AUGGUCGAUACGGACUACAAGAAGGCGAGGAAAUUUGAGGGAUGUCUUCAAGACUCCAUUCUUGAGAAGAUCAAUGUAUUGCAGGUACAGAAAUAUGUGGAUGUAUUGGAUAAGGCCAUCAUAGUGGAAGGUUCUACUUAUGAUUCGUUACCAACUUACCCAGAGUGCGGAAAGAAGCGCCAGAGGGUUUUUUAUCGAGCAUCAGGAGCUUGCUUUAAUUAUGGAAAGACGAGGCAUAUGGUGAGAGAUUGUCCUAUGUUUGGGCAACAAAAAGGGAAUAGGCCAUCUGCUAGUUCAGCCGGCUCCACUCCUGCAACAAAGACCCUGGCAAGGCCUAUUACUUCUAGAGACAACGUUAGGCAAGGGGGAGUCUUUGCUCUUGUUCCGGGUGAUGUCCAAAAUUCAGAUGCUGUGGUUUCAGGUACGCUUUCCAUCAAUGGCCAACCUGCUCAUAUGCUACUUGAUUCGGGUUCCACCCAUUCCUUUGUUUCAAAAACAUUUGCUCCUAAUUUGAAUAGAUAUAUGGAACCCUUGAAUUAUGUGUUGUGCGUGUCUCUCCCAUUCGGGGACUAUGUGUUGUGUGCUUCUAUGUAUCCUGCAUGUGAGCUUUUACUUAAAGAUAUUCCAUUGUGGGCUAAUUUGAUGCCUCUUGAUAUGGUACACUUUGAUAUAAUUUUGGGAAUGGAUUGGUUAGCUAAGUAUCAUACAACCAUUGAUUGUGUGUCUAAGCAAGUUGUUUUCCGCCCACCGGGUCAGGAGACAACUGAGGUGGGUGUUGAAAAUAUUCAAAUUGUUAGUGAGUUUCCAGAUGUAUUUCAUGAAGAAUUUCCAGGGGACUUGAUAGAUCGUGAGAUUGAAUUUGUCAUUGAUAUUGUACCGGGUACUCAACCUAUUUCGAAGGCUCUGUACAGAAUGUCUCUGGCAGAAAUGAAGGAAUUGAAAAUACAGUUGCAAGAAUUGCUUGACAAAGGGUUCAUUUGA